UAAAAUCAGUGCCUAAAUUCCAAGUAUAACCCCAACUCCAAGUGAAGAGCCCAAAGAGCUAGAGCGUAGUUCCGUCUCCAGUCGUCGCCAUGAGCACCUCGCGCAAAUUCGGCAUUGGCCAGCUGGCGCUGCAGAAUCAGGGAGUGCGCAAGCUGUGCCAGAGCCAGGCCAAUCUGGCGAGCAAGAAGUCGUCGCAGCACUGGCCGCCCAUUCUCAAGCGCGGCAGCGGCGCGUCCAGCGCGGACAGCCCCACGCGGCUGAGCAAGGUGAUUGGCGUGAAGAAGACGCUGGUGAAUCAAAUCCAGGGCAUGGCGCAAUCGCCGCGUCAUCCGUUCAAGCGCUCCAUUUCCCAUGGUCUUGCCGGCGGCUCUGGCUCUGGCUACAAGAUCUAUGGCCAAACGCAACUCUUCUCCUCCAUGAGCAGUCUGCACACGACGUCUCAUGGGGCCAGGCAGAGCCUGAGCCUCGGUCAUGCGCAGCGACGCUUCCUCUCCAGCGGCACGCGCCAAAGCCUGCGCUCGAGCGGCUCGAUGCAGCAGCGCUACCACCAGAUCGGCUCCAUGUACGAGCAGAAGAACGGAGUGGUGGCCAGGAACAUCAGUCGCUCCAUACAGUCCGAGCUGAUGGACAUUGAUCCGUCGAUAAAGCGUCUCAUCAGCUGCGUGCGCCUCAAGAGCGACGAGAACGCCCACGACAACGCCCAGCAGUCCAUGAAGUCGCACAUCGAUCCCUUCCAGGGCUGGAACCAUCCCAGUCUGACGCUCAAGCAGAUGGGCCCGCCGCCCGAGCUGAACGACGACGUCACCGCGGACAAGUUCCGCCAGCGCAAGCCGCUCCGCCGUAAGAUCGCCAACAUACGCUUCAGGGAUGGCUCCAGGGAGGCGCUCAGGCCGCAGUUCGCCCAAGUGCCCGCUCGCCGCGCCUCCUCCCAGCUGGGCGAGCUCUACAUCAAGACGGCCAAGCAGCACGAGACGUCGUCGUCGUCGCCGCCUCCGCAGCGCUAUGCACAGUCGAGCAAGUCGCAGUCGCCUCGAGCAGACGCGGAACACAUGCACCUGGAGGACGAGGACGAUCAGCCGCCGCCACUGAUGCUGCCCAGCAAGGCGAAACUCUGCGAAGCCGCCGAGCGCUACACGCAGCCGUCGACGGAGCGCGAGUUCAUCGAGCGCACCAUACUGAAGGAUCAAGAAGCUGGCGCUGCUGGCAGCGGCCGCAUGGACGAGCUGCACUAUCAGUCCAAGAUGGCGGCGAAUCUGAUCAGCGCCUCCCAGCGCGUCAUCAACAAACAGUACGAGGGCUACCGCAACCAGAGCGCGGACUCGCGCACGCAGGCGAAGAUCGCCAAGAACAUUGUGCAGUCGGUCAAUGUGGCGCCGCUCGCCAGAGCCGCAGCCAAGCGUCCGCCAGCGCCCAAGAUGCGGCUCAAGACUGUGGGACGCGUCAGCCCCUUGAGCGGCCAAGCCAAGCCCAAGCCGAGCAGCUUCAAGACACUAAAGCACAACAAGAGCAGCAAGAGCUCGAAACCGAAGGAGGCCAAGCGGGAGGAGCUGCUGCCGCUGCAGUAUGGACGGCCAACUAGAAUGCCCAACACGCUGCUGCAUCAGUUGUCGCGGGAUUCGGUGAUGCAGUUGGGCGAGAAGCGCGAGUCGUUGCGCCCCGAUGCGGAGGCGGCCAAGCAGGAAGUGAGUGUGCUGGCGCCGCCAAAGAAAUACACCAAGGAGUCGGCCGUGCAGCGCUUGGGCCAAGUGGUGGAGCAGCGCUCCAGUCACAUCUACCAGCUGCAGCAGCGUCUGCGCCAGUGAAAGAUUCAGAUUGCAUUCAAGUCAAAAUUCACAUUGAAAUAUUUACAAAAUUGUGUUGUGCGUCCUUAAAUUUGUACUCGAGAUAUAGGAAACUAUAUAUGUAACUUCGAUCGUGUGAAUUGCUCUCAAAUCUGUCGAAAUAAAUUGUUGUACUAUUCGAAA
Drosophila busckii is the source of this 1964-nucleotide messenger RNA. RefSeq lists its product as uncharacterized. Lineage: Eukaryota; Metazoa; Arthropoda; Insecta; Diptera; Drosophilidae. The record is from RefSeq and is a predicted model, not a curated record. The coding region runs from base 90 to 1802 and encodes 570 amino acids. The transcript has a single exon.